AUGGAAUGGGUCGUCGAGUCGUCUCCGGUGGCUGUCACCCGGCGGAGCGGAAAAAUGGCGACUUUGCGGCUCUCUGGCGGCUGUCACCCGACGGAGAGGAGCUGGAUGGAGGUGGGGCGCGUGUCAGGGAGCUUCAUCCUCAGGUCCGCGCAGCAAGAGGAGGCUCUUCAUUGCAUCUGGUACGCUCUCAGGAGGUGGCGACUCGUCUCCCGGCGGAUCGUCCUCUUCCCGACGACGGCUUGUUCGUCGAUCAAUCGGAGAUGAUUUACUCGAUGGAUUCGCGAUCCUUUUAUCGCGAAUCAUUCAGCAAUUUUAGUAGCAAUGCUCUGCGAAUCGCGUUGACGAGAUUUUCGCCGAUGAUCCAGCGAUUCUCGUUGCUUAAUCCUUCACCGGCGAUCUGUAGGAAAGUCGCGAUAAUCAGAUAAAAAUAUAUAAAUUUUGACUCUGGGAGGAUUCAAACCCGCGCCGGUCGCCCGCCUUUGAGGAGGGUGUGACGCGGGUUUAGUCCCACAUCGGUUGUGCGCCGAGUUUUCGGGCGAAUAUAUUGUAAUAUUAGCUUUGUAAGCAAAGUCCCUUCUCUCGCGUGUACGACCACUCCUUGCCCUACAGCCGGCAAGCCACCGGUGACGUGGAAGGGGAGUGGCGCACACGUGCCCCUAUCGGUCCAAGCCGCUCGAGCCCCUACUCGCGGCUACUCCCCGACUGAGCUUCCGACCCGCUUGUAGGCCCGGCUGGCCGGCGGGUCCCUCCCUCAUUUUGUCUUAUUUUUAUUUAUUUUUCUUUAUUUAUCUCAAAAGUAAGACUGUAAAAAUCAUAUAAAUUCAUGUAAAAUCACAUAAUUACCCAAAAAUUCACAUUAAUCAACUAAAAACCACUUUUCACACUUUAACACAAAUAUAAGUCUAUUUAUCAUGAGUUAAGGCUAAAACUAUAUUAUUUACUAAUUAUUAACUCAUGAUAAUGAGACUUAUCAAGCUUCAUCUUCAGGUCCGCGCAGAAAGAGGAAGCUCUUCAUCGCAUCUGGUAUACUCUUAGGAGGUGGCAACUCGUCUCCCGGCGGAUCGUCCUCUUCCCGACGACGGCUUGUUUGUCGAUCAAUCGGAGAUGA
Molecule: messenger RNA, 1108 nt
Organism: Spirodela intermedia
Lineage: Eukaryota; Viridiplantae; Streptophyta; Magnoliopsida; Alismatales; Araceae
Source: the annotation of a GenBank genome assembly